CCUCCCCGUUCUCGAAUCUCCGCCUGCGACAAUAAUUUCAAUGCACAAGCGGGUGAGCGCCUUCCUUCAGCCUGGUCAACGGGUGCGCUGCUAAAAAUAAUGUGAUCGACGACGCUGGCGGAAGCGAGGAGGACCGUAAAGCAUGGAGGAGUGAGCGCCGGGUAUAAAGCCUCGGAUCUCCCCAGCACAUCUGCGCAUGUCGCCUCGCGCACUUCGAAUCUCCAACUGCUCGACUUAAACCACGACCAUACUGUGGGAGGACAACAGAAUGGUCUCCGCCGACCUCAUCAACGCGGUCCUCACGCAGGCCGUCCGCGUCGCCACGCACUCCUGGGAAUACGGCACCGUGGCCGAAGCCCUGCUCGAAUGGGACACGCCGCAGCUGUCCAUCUGGAAUGACCCUUUCCCAAACGGCCAGGUACCGACAUUGAUUGUGGAUGAUGUAAGCGCGUUGAGCUACAUCAAGCCGCAUAUCCGAACGGACAAUGUCACGCUCGUCGAUGGCGAUGGGUCCGCAGGCGACCCCGCCGCCGAAGGUAUCCCCGCGCUCCUCAUCGGAAAGUCCGACGAGGCCUACUGGGAUGCCGCCCUCCGCCAAUCCAACCACCUCCUCACAUCCGUCCCCCGCUGGUCCAACGGCGCCAUCUCCCACCGCGAAGCCGUCCCCGAGCUCUGGGCCGACUUCGUCUACAUGGUACCCCCCUUCCUCGCUUACACCGGCGUCGCAACCUCCAACGUCACCCUCCUCAAGGAAGCCGCACUGCAGGCGAAACUGUACCGCGAUGUGCUGAUCCAGCCGGCGAGCGUCUGGAUGCACAUCACGGGCCCGCAGGUGCAAGACUACGAGCUAUGGAGCACGGGGAACGGGUGGGCGGCGGCAGGGAUGGCGCGGGUGCUGGCGACGCUGAAGAAGGGGCCGUAUGCGGCAGAUACGCUCGACGAGCAGGCCUCCCUCACUUCUUUGAUCAAAGAGAUCUUGGACGGCGUAAGGGCGCUGGAUACGGAUGAGUCGGGGCUCCUGCGGAACUAUCUCAAUCAGACAUCGUGGUUUGGCGAGAUCUCUGGCACCAGCGUCCUCGCUGCUACGGCGUUGCGGGUUGCCGUGUUGGAGCCGGACACGUUUGGGAGCGAGUAUACGGAGUGGGCCGUGGAGAAGAUGGAGGUUGUGGAUGGACAUAUUAAUGCCGAGGAGGGGGAUAACAAGGGGAUUGUUUCGCCGGCGGUCAACCCGUUGAACUGGUGGGAUACGGCACCGUACACGACGGGAAGUCCCGAGGGGCAGAGCUUCGUGGUGCUGCUGCAUGCCGCGUAUCGGGACUGGCAGGAAGGACAGCGGAGGAAGUGAGGUGACUCGCGAAUUCAUAACGGCUGUUUCUAGUCAGUAUUAUAGACUUUGUGUU
Molecule: messenger RNA, 1400 nt
Organism: Paraphaeosphaeria sporulosa
Lineage: Eukaryota; Fungi; Ascomycota; Dothideomycetes; Pleosporales; Didymosphaeriaceae
Exons: 2
Coding region: 269-1345 (358 amino acids)
Biological process (GO): carbohydrate metabolic process
Source: RefSeq, a predicted model, not a curated record